Messenger RNA from Lucilia sericata (common green bottle fly), 1178 nucleotides. RefSeq lists its product as uncharacterized. The coding region runs from base 192 to 980 and encodes 262 amino acids. The transcript is spliced from 5 exons. NCBI's taxonomy places the organism in Eukaryota, Metazoa, Arthropoda, Insecta, Diptera, Calliphoridae. The record is from RefSeq and is a predicted model, not a curated record.
UGAAUGGAAAUGACUUCAAUUUAAGUAUAAAAGGUUUAACACAUCUCGCAUUAUUGUCAGUUAACAGCAGUUACAACAAGUGUUGAAAUAAACAUCCAAAAAAUCAAAAUACUAAAACAGAAAUAUUGUUAAAAUUUUAAGUUUUAAAUUAAAAAGUUACUAAAAGCUCUUCGAAAAAAGGAUUAAAUAAAAUGUUUCGCAUAAAUUGUAUAUCGUUGUGUGUUUACGUUUGUACAAUAAAUUUUCUAUACGGAAGUGUUUGCGCUGUUCCAAAGUAUGACACAAGUGGAAAAUCUUAUAACGAUAAAAAUGAAUGGAGUCGCUCAUUCUAUAAUGAAAAUAAAACACAACAAUUCGAGCAGGACAGCUCAACAACUAAAGAUCGUUUGCAAAGAUUAGGAUACACUACCGGAUAUGGAACAAUAAAUGGCUACCCAGCAGGAACAGGCAUUUCAGCGUAUAAUCCCAUCAAACUUGAUUUGGGAGGUGUGGUAUUAGGAACAUUGGUUGGGAUAGGUGCUAUCAUUAUUAUACCUAAAAUUUUGAGUGCAUUCCACGGUGGAUAUGCUGGAUAUGGCAGAAGUGAAAAUGAAAAUGAUUUGUCAUCAUUGACUAAUUUUAUGAAUAAACUCGAUGAUAUUUUGGGCCAAAAUAAUAUAGAUUCAACAAGUUGCAUGCAACGUGCUAUUUGCAGUUAUGUACGUUCAACUGAAUACAAUAUGAAGAUGGGUGCAUCUGAUCAAAUGGAUGAAUUUAUUCACAUGAUGUCUGAGAAUUCGCUGGUCGAUUACUUGUUGGAUGGCACUGCUAUUAAAGAGGCAUUAGAACAUGGCAAAAAAAUUAAUACGAAACCAUGUGAAGAAGUCUAUAUUAAUUGUCCGUUGGACAGCAAAAAGGUAACCAGCAUGCUAAUUAAAUUGUUGCCAAAAAAGACAGCAACAACAAUAUCAUCGACAUCUACAACAAAUAAUAAUCAAUAAAAUUGUACAAACGUAUUUUAAAACAUAAAUUCCAUUAUUAAUAUUUGGCAGUAUUACAGCUUUAUGUACUUACAUUUAUUUUAUUUUAUGCUAAAGAUGAAUAAAUACGAAUAAUAUAUUUAAAAAAAGCUGUGUAUAUAUUCUGAUUUAAUUAAUGACUCGACAUACAGUGCCGGCAAAAAAAUAGAAACUUGAAAA